UCACGCCAAUCACAGGGAGGGUUCGGUCUGUUAUCGGGGCAGAUUAUGAAGCAGCAGUGUUCUUGUGCGGAAAACGGCUCAAAACCCCUUUCUCCAUGGCAGCACCGAUGUCUUUGGGUUUGGUUUCAAUUCUUUUCCUGCAGAUAUCUUCUUCUUACGAACAAGUGCCUGCUUUGGUCGAGGGGAGUUCGGACGAAGCAGCACCACAAGACAGCCAUAUCAGAGAAAAUGGAUUCGGUCGUGAGAGACGAAGAGUCUCAUAUGAUCACGGCUCGUUGUUCACAGCAGAUGAGAUGAGACUGCCAUUGCAGCCACAUGACUGGAGGCCUCAGCUCAGCAGGAGAAAGUUGCUGCAGUAUGGAGGAAUCAUGCCCUAUUCGCCUCUGAACGUAGUUUACAACGGGAAAACAUGCAUCUUGUUUAGAGCUCGGAAACUGGCCAUCAGGUACAGAAAUCACACACUAGUGGACCUCACACAGAGAGUGUUUGGCCCUGACGCAAUAGUGGACACCAGAGGCUCCUUCUGCAGCAAGGACAAGGCCAUACUCAACAUACGAUUUGGAGACGUGGAGGAGAUCCGAGGACUUGCCAUCAGACUGCAGAUGUCCAACACAUUCUACGAAUCGGCGGGACAGAACUGGUUUACUCUGGACAGCGUCCACAUCCACUACAACUGGACGCACGAGGCCACGUUUAACGCCACAGACGUGUACGCACCCUCUACCAACUCGUACCACUGCCAGCACGUUAGCAGCCUGCAGAAAUACGACACGCUGCUGGUACCUAGCUCUGUCACGGACAACGCAGCACACUGGCACAUCACCUUCACCGACUUCCAGAUUCAAGCGUUCAACGUCCACUCGAACAAGUUCUCUUCAGCGACCGACUGCGCCACCUUCUUCACUCCGGCCAUCCUCAUGGGUCUCAUCACGUCGCUGAUACUGCUGCUUGUCCUCGCCUAUGCCCUGCACAUGGUAGUCCACCUUAAGCACAUCGACCGCUACGAAGAGCACAAGACCACCGUCUACUUCCCCAGAAGCACAGAAGCCGAGAACACUGACAAGAACAACCUGUAGACCUUCAGAAUCCAUCAGUCACCUCCAAGCACAGAGACGGACUGUUCAGCGACUCUGAGCUCUCAAGCCUGUACGAGCGAACGUGCCGGAGCAGGUUUGGAGACAUCGAGCGGUUUCUCUUUCGCUUCUGACUGUACUACUACACUCGUAAUAUUGUGGUAGAACAGAAAGAGCGGAUUCCUGUAGGAUUCCAAUUGGAGAUUCCCCGAUUUGUAUCUACGAUUAGAUAUAUCGAUUUUUUUUUUUUUCUUGAGACAAAUCCCAAGAAAUCAGGAUCUGAAGGACCUCAGAUUUCUGAUUUCGUUCAAAUUAGCACAGUGUACUUUUGAAUUUAUAUCCUCUGUCUCCCAUAAGCAUAUAACCUCCUGGUGAGACUCUGGAUCAAUAAUAUACAGUAAGGAUGCUUUAUUACACUUCAUUUACACGCAGUGUAUAAAUCAUUAUGAGUACAAAAAUGUAUUAGACUUUAAUAUAUAAGUGCUAUACUUAGAACUUUGAUCUCGAUAAUUAAACAUUUUCAGUCUCUUUAAACAAAAAUAUAAAAUGAAUAAAUAUGAAAUGUACUGUCUUUACAGGACCAGUCAGAUGUCAGGACACAACGGAUUUGAAUGUAUUUUAUUCAUCAGAUUAAAUAUUCGCCUUCUGAAGGCUCAAGGUCGCAUCGUGAUGCUUAUUUUAAUUUACUUUGGAUUUGCAAAAAAGCAGCCUUUGGGUGGUUUCUUAGGAAGCUAUGAGUAUGAAAAUCUUAUCAGGACUACUUUGAGCGCUCUGGAAUAUGUUUCUAGUUUAUUGCAUAAUUGCAUUCAUCGACUGUUAUUCCAAAAUGCGAAAGAAAUGACCUUCUAUGAUUAGGUUUGUCCAAACGUUUUCCCUGGUCCUGUAUCCGACUGACGUACGCAGAGUAACCGUUCCUAUGCAGUAUGUAACAACCCAAGUGUGAUGAAAUCCCUUAAAGGUUUAGAGGACGAUGUAAUAUUUGUUUACUGGCACUCUUUCUGGGCGAUGUGUUUAAAAAUAAUUGUGUUUUCGCUUCUUUUUGUGUGCAAUUUGUAUGUUUAAUCCGGGUUUUGUAACUUAUUUUUAAAAAAGGAAAUGAAGUCUUUUUAAGUGAAUGCAUUUAAGCUGAGCCUUGGACAGUGAGACGGAUCGAAACCUCUUAUAAGCUACUUGCAUUUUAUCUACAACCAUUGAAGCACAAUGGAAGCAACUUCAAGUUGUAACAUACAGCAUGUGGCUCGAAACAUUUCAGUACCACAAUCGUAUAAAUGUAGACGAUACCGCAGAUAGUAAUUAUAUAAAAAUGAGGGGGAUAGAGCCUGUCCAUUUUUUUGCAUUUACACAUAUAUAAAAUGGGCUAUUGUGUAUUGAUGUGGAGUAUUUAUUGUCCCCACCAUUUCUGUUGAGUUCAAUAAAACCAGCAGCUCGUUCA
This is a messenger RNA of Silurus meridionalis, 2505 nucleotides long. It is a transcript of the gene atp6ap1la, whose product is annotated as ATPase H+ transporting accessory protein 1 like a. Gene Ontology annotation, cellular component: proton-transporting V-type ATPase complex. The coding region runs from base 96 to 1076 and encodes 326 amino acids. The record is from RefSeq and is a predicted model, not a curated record. Lineage: Eukaryota; Metazoa; Chordata; Actinopteri; Siluriformes; Siluridae. The transcript is spliced from 7 exons.